Molecule: messenger RNA, 2866 nt
Organism: Lactuca sativa (garden lettuce)
Lineage: Eukaryota; Viridiplantae; Streptophyta; Magnoliopsida; Asterales; Asteraceae
Biological process (GO): protein phosphorylation
Molecular function (GO): protein kinase activity; ATP binding
Source: RefSeq, a predicted model, not a curated record
CCCUCUUUUCAUGAUGCCCCUAUUACUUAAGUCGCCUCUCAGUCCACUCGUCAAUGUGAAGGCAUGAAGAAGAUGUCUACUAGCGACCUUUGACCCGAACUUUGAGCUUGUUUUCUCAAUUCCUCCAUUCUCUCUGCCCAUUUGUUCUGCAUAUGCCUUUAUCGCAUUUGAUACAGGCGGAAACAUAUGGAACACCAGGCCGCGGGGAAACCACGAUGUUUUUUUUCAGUUAAGUUUUUAUCAAGUUUAAUCAGUAGGGCUUAAAGUAUACGUUUUUUUAACUAUGUUCAAUUCAUUCACCUCCCCAAUCCCCUCUUCCACCAUGUUCUCCUCUCUUGUUUGUUAUCACACUUGAUAGAGGCAAAAACAAAUGGAACAGCGAGCCAUCAGGAAAACCACAGGUUUCGGUUGAGAUCGAUUCAGAAGCACUGAAUCGGUAGAAGGGUUUUUAACAUAUCACGGAUAUCAAGAGGUGUUUGCGAAUCAAAUUGGAAUUGUUUUGUUAUUGUUCUGAUUUUGUUGAGAAUACAGUAUAAAGUCAAUGGUCAUCCUCUAAUCAGACGCAACCUUCCUUUGCCUACCACACGUUUGAAAAUCUUUUUUUGGAUAGAGGAGAUUUGAAGAAAUUAAAUCGUCCCAAGGGAAGCUACCCAGAAGACGUUAGGUACAUCUUUAAUGGAUACUGACUCUUUAUUCACACUACCAGAUCAGACAUGUCAACGGUUUACUCUGUCAGAGAUUCAAUUGGCAACCAACAACUUUGACGAGACUUUAGUCAUUGGGCGUGGUGGAUUCGGCAACGUGUAUAAAUGUGAUCUCAGCAAGAUCGGGUCUGUAAGCCAAGUUGCAGUUAAACGGUUGCAUGCCAUGUCCAACCAAGGAGGCCAUGAAUUUGAGGCCGAAGUUAAGCUCCUCUCCAAGCUGCGACAUGCCAAUCUUGUAUCUCUUGUUGGUUAUUGUAUUGAAGGGAAAGAGAUGGCCCUUGUAUACGAGUUCAUGCCCAAUGGUACACUUAAAGAUCAUCUUUGCAAAGCUGAUUGUACCUUAUCUUGGUCACAACGACUCAAGAUAUGCAUAGGUGCAGCUCGGGGAUUAGACUACCUUCACACAGGCACAUCAACCCAAAAUGGAGUUAUACAUCGUGAUGUGAAGACGUCCAAUAUUUUAUUGGAUGCAAACUUUGCUGCUAAAAUUUCAGAUUUUGGAUUGGCCAAAGUUGGUCGAAUAGAUCAGACACAAACUUAUGUCAGCACCAAUGUCAAAGGGACAUUUGGGUAUAUGGACCCAUGCUACUUCUAUACUGGAAAUUUGACUAGAAAAUCCGAUGUUUACGCCUUUGGAGUUGUUCUGUUUGAGGUGUUGUCUGGGAGGCAAGCGGUGGAUUCAACCCUAGAUGAAGAGCAAUGGGGUUUGGCAGCUUGGGCUCAAGACCAAAUAAAAGAGGGAAAAUACAAUCAAAUUAUUGACAGAAGACUGAUGGGCCAAAUCUCAAAAAAAUGCUUGAAGGAGUUUGCAAGCUUAGCAAGUCGUUGUUUACAUACCCAACCAAAAAAGCGCCCUACAAUGGCAGAGGUUGUUGUCAAGCUCGAGUCAAUUCGGUCACAAAAAAGAGAAAAUGUGAAUUCUGUCAUUGAUGAAGGAAGAUUCAUUUACAAGGUAAUGUCUUUUUUCACAGGAAGAGUUGACAUGAUUUUGGAUAAUGCAGUAGGAAGGAAAUCUGUGAUGCCGGAUGAGGUAGUAGGAAAACAAUCUUCUACACCUGAUCAUGCAGAAAGCAGAAAAUCUAUGAUGUUGGAUGGUGAAGUAGCAGGAACAUAUGAGAUGCCCGAUGGAACAGUAGGAAGAAGAUCUGAUUUCAGUGGUCUGAAUCUUCAGUUAUCUAAUAAUCGAAGUGUAAGACAUUUUACAUACACUGAAGUGGUACGUGCAACAAAUAAUUUCAAACACACGGAGCAUUCCUCAAGUUUAAAUGAACUCAUUUACAAAGGCUGGGUUGAUGAAAGAACAUAUGCACCAACAAAAUAUGGGGUUGGUUUGACGAUUUAUGUUAGGAAGAAAUAUAUUGAAACGUGGAAGCUCGAACUUGAACUAGAAGAUUUCAAUCAUCCAAACCUUGUCAAACUCUUGGGAUAUUGCUCUCAAUGGGGAGAAUUUUAUUGCUUGUACGAGCUUGUUCGUGACACUACAUGUUUAGAUAAAUAUCUUUUCAUAGAGCCAGGUAGCACAUCACUUCCUUGGGUUUUAAGACUGAAAAUAGCAGUAGGAGCAGCUAAAGGCUUGGCUUUCUUACAUCGAAGGAAACAUCCAGCAUAUAGCCAAUUUAAAACGAAUCAUAUAUUGGUGGAUAUGGAUUUUAAUGCUCGACUAUCGGAUUUUGAAGUGGAAAAUUUAUACGCCACAAAAGAACGGUUUGGUUAUGUACUCGAUGGAUUGGCUGGUAUUUUCAGUUCACUACCUGAAGACGGUGCUGGAGUGAAGAGUGAGAUCUCUGCUUUUGGAGUGGUACUACUCGAAAUACUAACUGGGAUGAAGUUGUAUGAUGAGAAGAGUCCCUCAGGAAAGCAAAAUUUGGUGGAAUGGGCUACUAUAUUUCUAGCAAAUGAGUUUAAAUUGGGAUUGAUUUUGGACCCACAACUUCUACAUAAUGGUUAUCCUCCAAAUGGAGCAUUCAAGUUGGCUCAACUUGUUAUAAAUUGUCUUCAAUCAACACAAACCGGUUGUCCUUCAAUGAAAGAAAUCGUGCAGGUCUUGUGUGGGUGCUAUGAAGAAGAAAUCAGAUCAUUGUGUAGUCAAACAUUAUAGUGUUUUCUUUUGGCAUAAAUAGAUGUAAAAAAAAGUAAGCUAUAUCAUCUUGGAAGUUGUAGAA